This is a messenger RNA of Engraulis encrasicolus (European anchovy), 637 nucleotides long. RefSeq names its product lysozyme C II-like. The coding region runs from base 44 to 484 and encodes 146 amino acids. Lineage: Eukaryota; Metazoa; Chordata; Actinopteri; Clupeiformes; Engraulidae. Gene Ontology annotation, molecular function: lysozyme activity. The record is from RefSeq and is a predicted model, not a curated record. The transcript has 4 exons.
CGUCUUUUUAGCAGAGUGCCCGACUCCCUCUGACUGCUGCACCAUGAGAGCUCUUGUGUUUUUGCUGGUGGUGGCUGUGGCCAGUGCCAAGGUGUUUGACAGGUGUGAGCUGGCCAGGACACUGAAGGCUGCUGGGAUGGACGGCUACUACGGGGCAACCGUAGCAGACUGGGUCUGUCUGUCCAAGUGGGAAUCCAGCUACAACACUCAGGCGGUCAACCACAACACAGACAAAGAUCACUCGACAGACUACGGGAUCUUCCAGAUCAACAGCAAGUGGUGGUGCAACGAUGGGAAAACCUCCAGGGCAAAGAAUGCCUGCAACAUCAAUUGUGAAGCCUUGAUGUCCGAUAACAUCCAGUCAGCCAUUACCUGUGCCAAGCGUGUGAUCAGGGAUCCCAACCGCCUCAGUGCAUGGGUGGGUUGGCGUAACCAUUGCAAGGGUCAAGACCUCACCCAAUAUAUUGCAGGUUGUGGACUGUAAACAGUGAAAAAGUCUGGACCUUUCACUGACAAAACUUAAACAAUGGCUGUCAUUCAUUCAUUCAUUCAUUCAUUCAUUCAUUCAUUCAUUCAUUCAUUCAUUCAUUCAUUCAUUCAUUCAUUCAUUUCCUAUGGAUGAUGUACACAUAUCUAU